UUCGUUCUAACACCAAAGCAAAGAAAAGUAAGAGUUUCUUAAGCAUAAAGAGGCGAAGGUCCAAUGUCUUCUCUACGUGAUGGAACCCUCUGUUCUAGAAAGAGAUAUCAGAUGAACGUCAACGGAGAAUCGUUUCAUGGUUCCUUCAAAAGGAUCAAACAAGGAGAUCAGACACAGGCCCAACUUGAGAAGAACACUACUAUGUUCUAUCAGAGAUCAAAGUCAGAGAACGCCAGGUUGAUGAAGCCUGAUGUUCAGCUUCAUCUAGACACUAAGGGCCAUUCAGAGUCAUUUGAAGAUCGUAGGACUUACUUGGACCUUGAGCUAAAUCUUUCUUUAUCAGCAAGUUCGACAGUAAAAGCAAUCAUGAAGAAAGACGCGUGUUCAAAAGGAAAAACUUUGAUCAUGACACCAAGUAAUAAAGGAAAACCAGGUGAUAUAAGGCUAAGUCGAUCCCCGUCUUGGCUAGCGUUUGAAGGCGAUGAUGAUAAUGAUGAUGACAAGAAGCAAGAGAUGGUAACAACGGUGUGCAUGAAGUGUCACAUGCUAGUUAUGCUCUGCAAAUCAACUCUCGUGUGUCCUAACUGCAAGUUCAUACACCCUGAUGAUCACAGUUCCACAAAACUUUUUAAGCCGUUGAGUUUGUUUAAGCUUUUAUGCUAGGGUUCGCCUUUAAAGGGUAUGUAUGUUGAUUCGAUGUAAUGGGUCCAAGAAUUAAUGUGAAACUAGAUAUGUAUUAUGUAUGUAUAUACAAGUAAUGAUAAGUAUUAUCGUGUUCUUAUA
This is a messenger RNA of Brassica oleracea var. oleracea, 783 nucleotides long. RefSeq lists its product as uncharacterized. The record is from RefSeq and is a predicted model, not a curated record. NCBI's taxonomy places the organism in Eukaryota, Viridiplantae, Streptophyta, Magnoliopsida, Brassicales, Brassicaceae. The transcript has 2 exons. The coding region runs from base 64 to 663 and encodes 199 amino acids.